This is a messenger RNA of Esox lucius (northern pike), 1390 nucleotides long. It is a transcript of the gene chmp4c, whose product is annotated as charged multivesicular body protein 4C. The transcript is spliced from 5 exons. The coding region runs from base 299 to 1039 and encodes 246 amino acids. The record is from RefSeq and is a predicted model, not a curated record. Gene Ontology annotation, biological process: vesicle budding from membrane; late endosome to vacuole transport via multivesicular body sorting pathway. NCBI's taxonomy places the organism in Eukaryota, Metazoa, Chordata, Actinopteri, Esociformes, Esocidae. Gene Ontology annotation, cellular component: ESCRT III complex; cytoplasmic side of plasma membrane; multivesicular body.
GCAACUAAACGUAGUUAUUGCAGAUAUUAAGGAAUGAGCGACUGUAAUUAUUUCCUUUAGCCAAACCUUUAUUGCUCAUACAUUUUUUAUAAAGGCGUAUUAUUAUACAAUGUGAGCCACAUUUAUACAGGUGUCACAUUUCUGGGAGCGUCAUUCAGGUGUGGGGCGGUUUGUUUUUGAAUUGAAGAAAAGCUGUCGGACUUGAAUUGCUACCUGCAUCUACCGCGACUGUCUUCACGGAAGUUGACGUAUUGGUCGUCGUUUGAAAGGUUACUUUCAUUGAACAUUAAGUCACAGAAUGAGCAAAAUUUCGAAGAUGUUUAAGGGAAGCUCAGGUUCGAGUUCUAGCUAUACUUCAAGCUCUUCGAGAUCGAAACAUGGCCAUCGCUCGCGAACAGGACCUACCCCGCAGGAGGCCAUUCACAAACUCCGGGAAACUGAGGCAAUGUUGGCUAAAAAACAGGACUUUUUGGAAAAUAAAAUACAACAAGAAAUUGCGAUAGCUAAGAAAAAUGGCCUCAAGAAUAAACGUGCGGCCCUCCAGGCACUGAAAAGGAAGAAGCGCUUGGAGCAGCAGCUCACGCAGAUUGAUGGGACCCUCUCCACUAUCGAGUUCCAGAGGGAGGCAUUGGAGAAUGCAAACACCAACACUGAAGUCCUGAAGAACAUGGGCUAUGCUGCCAAGGCCAUCAAGGGGAUUCACCAGAACAUGGACCUGGAAAAGAUUGACUCUCUGAUGCAGGACAUCACUGAGCAACAGGAAGUGGCUCAGGAGAUCUGUGAUGCUAUCUCCCGUCCUUUUGGAGAUACAUUUGAUGAGGAUGAGCUGUUGGCCGAGCUGGCAGAGCUGGAACAGGAGGAGCUGGAGGCAAGCAUGAGGAACAUGGGUAGAAUGCCCAGCGUGCCCACCUCCAAAGUGCCCACCUCCAAAGUGCCCACCUCCAAAGUGCCUUCCUCCGGGCCCAGCCACCGCAUACCAUCCAGAAAGAGGGCAGAGGAGAAUGAUGACAUGCAGGCCCUGGCAGCUUGGGCAACAUAAUUUAAUAAGUCUUAUGUCACACUAACACAGACUUGGAAAUGUAUGAAGGUUCAUUUGAAUAGUUUCUAUUAUGUUUAAGAAGGAAAGGUCUGUGAACUUCAAUUCAAUGUAUUGUUUAUUUUAAUGUAUCAAUUGUUUGGACUUCAAACAUCAGGAAACAUGGAAAUUAAGUAUUGGAGAGUGAUAAUAAUUUGGUGACUAGGGUAAAUAUUAGCUCAAAUACUGAAAUUUCCUGUCAGUGAAGGAUAUAUUACUUAUCUUCAAGUUGCAGUCUGAUUUAUGGCCACUGGUUGAAAAAGUGGUGCUGUCAAGACAAAAAGUGUCUGUAAAAAUCAAGCGUGCCGCACAAGC